Molecule: messenger RNA, 1155 nt
Organism: Schistocerca piceifrons (Central American locust)
Lineage: Eukaryota; Metazoa; Arthropoda; Insecta; Orthoptera; Acrididae
Exons: 4
Coding region: 49-1155 (368 amino acids)
Molecular function (GO): protein binding
Source: RefSeq, a predicted model, not a curated record
CAGAAGACACCUUACACUCAGUUUUGGAUGAAUUCGGCUAUCAGCUAGAUGUCGUCCAUGCCGCCAAUGGAGGAAGUUGCGGAGGACGCUUUGUCGACGCUGCCGCGGCUGCGCUCCCUGAGCCUUUCCAACAACGAGCUGACGUUCCUGCUGCCGAACUCGAUCGCAGCCAACGCCGCGCUGGAGGCGCUGGACCUCUCCAGCAACCCGCUGGUGCUGCCCUCCAUCGGGCCGUUCCUGCGCUCCUCGUCUCUGCGCGAGCUGAACCUCGCCGUGUGCAGCCUGCGCCGCUUCACGCCGGACAGCUUCACGCAGCUGCCGUCGCUGCGGAGCCUCGAUAUCUCCUUCAACUCCUUCUCGCAGCUGUCGCUGGAGGACGUGCAGCCCUUCGCCAACCUCAGCUGGCUCAGCGUGGACGCCGACGCUCUCUCCGAGGACGCCCUGGCCUUCCUGCAAGCCAACGGCGUCGAAGUAGAUGUGUUCGAAUUAAUGAACAGCACAGGAGACAUUACGCCGCCUGAACACCAGGAUGACGGCGGAGGAGCGAGGUACCUGGCCCUCCUGGACAAGGACUACCCUUACGACGAUGACAGCAUUGGCGAGGAUUAUGCGGUGCUGAAGAACGUCGACGUCGCCUAUGAUUCAGAUAGCCAGACCCAGUGGGUUGCAGAUCAGCUACAAACGGGUGCCUCACAGGUGGAAGUGCCCCCGCGCUGGGUGGGCCACCCGUCCUGGAAGCUGGUGCUGUACUCGGUGGUGCUGGGCUGCACCGCGUGCCUGACGGCGGCGCUGGCGUACUGGGCGACCGUGCUGGUGGUGCGGCGGCGGUCUGCGACAAAGGCGGCGCAGGGCCCGCGCGACACGCUGGACAGGGCCUUCCGGCACGUGGCCAGCCUGCCCGCCUACCAGCAGCUGCAGCGCCAGCCGGCAAAAGCUCCCAGUGGCAGCGGCCAGGGCUACCGCAGGCUGUACGACGAGGACGAGUCGUCGGCGUCGCUGCCGCCGCGGGCCGCCCAGCCAGAGCGCUGCACGUGCCUCUCGUGCUCGGAGCCGGUGCCCACGCAGCCGUGCAUCUGCUUCUACGAGCGGCCGGCCCCCGUGCACGGGACCGUGCCCAGCCAGUACUACACGCUCUACGCUACGCACAUCCAGUGA